AUGCGGGGUGCCGCCUUCUGCACACUGGGCACAGCGCUGCUCUCCGCGCUCUCCACGCUCUCCACCGUCAACGCUAUCCAGCUCAUUGAGAGAGACUCGCCACACGUUGUUGGUCUUGAUAUUCAGCGGAGGCAUGUCUCCAACCCCAUUGAAAGGGACCGCUUUAGGAGAAGACAGCUCAAUGCCAUUGCUGAGAUUCUAGAUAAUGAGAGACAGGGCACCCUCUAUUUCUGCAAUGUCUCGCUGGGAACACCACCGCAGAGAAUCCGCUUGCACAUCGACACCGGCAGCAGCGAUCUCUGGUGCAAUGUGCCACAUUCGAGUCUCUGCUCCCAGGCAGAUAAGCCCUGCGCCAGCGCCGGAACCUAUGACUCAUCUGCCUCUUCCACCUACAUGUUCGUAAGUUCGGAUUUCAGUAUAACGUACGUCGAUGGGUCCGGGGCAAACGGCAAUUAUGUGACGGAUACGUUACAGUUGACCGGUGCCACUUUAGAGGCCUUCCAGUUUGGAGUGGGAAAUACUACUUCUUCAAACGAGGGUGUACUUGGUAUCGGAUACCCAGCGAACGAAGCCCAGAUGUCAAAGGACGGCAUAGACCCCUAUCCAAAUCUUCCCGCCGCUCUUGUCGAAGCCGGCUACAUAAACUCCAACGCGUACAGCCUGUGGCUCAAUGACCUCGAUGCAAACACCGGAAGCAUUCUCUUCGGCGGUGUCAACGCCGCAAAAUUCGAUGGAAAGCUGCACACCCUCCCGAUCAUCCCAAGUAUCCAGAACCUACACACCGAGUUUAUCAUCGCUCUAACAGGAAUGGCCAUUGAUAUCGGGAAGGGCAGCAAGAAGAUCGGCUCCAGAAACUUUCCGAUCGCCGUCCUCCUCGAUUCCGGCAGCAGCCUUACCUACCUGCCCGAUUCCGUCACAUCGGAAAUCUACCCCAAGGUCCGCGCCAUUUACGACGCAGACAUGGGCGCCGCUUUCAUUCCCUGCUCUAUGAAGGCAAGCACAGGAUCUAUAUCCUUCAGCUUCUCCGGCAUCACCAUCGACGUCAGCAUGAGCGAGCUAGUCCUCAGGCUCGACCCUAAAUUCGACGGGAUUCCCACAGAGUCCACCGGCAUGCCAACCUGUAUCUUCGGCAUCUCUCCCGCCGGCGACGAUGCCACCUCUAUCCUUGGCGACACGUUCCUGCGCAGCGCCUACGUCGUCUACGACCUGGACAACAACGAGAUCUCGCUCAGCAAGACUAACUUCAAUCCCACCGGUAGCAGGAUUCUAGAGAUUGGGAAGGGCCCCGAUUCCGUUCCUGAGGCGACGAAGGUGCCUAAUCCGAUCACCAUUGUGGAUUUCACCGGGUCUGGGGGCGGGCGGAUUAAUGGGCCGAUGACGUCGUCUGCGUUUGCGGGGCCAACGGCCAUGCCGGAUUUGAGUGUCAAGGCGUUGGCGGCAUUGGCGGCGUUGGCAGCGGCUAGUAUUGCGUUUACGGCAAUGUAG
Paracoccidioides lutzii Pb01 is the source of this 1485-nucleotide messenger RNA. RefSeq names its product candidapepsin-4. Gene Ontology annotation, biological process: proteolysis. The record is from RefSeq and is a predicted model, not a curated record. The coding region runs from base 1 to 1485 and encodes 494 amino acids. The transcript has 3 exons. Gene Ontology annotation, molecular function: aspartic-type endopeptidase activity.